Messenger RNA from Paramecium sonneborni, 1040 nucleotides. NCBI's taxonomy places the organism in Eukaryota, Ciliophora, Oligohymenophorea, Peniculida, Parameciidae. The record is from the annotation of a GenBank genome assembly.
AUGUCUGAGACAUAAAAUUGUAUUUCUUUGAAAAGAGAAAAUCUUAGAGUUUCAAUAAGAAGAUAAAAAAAUGAAGAGAUCUUUUCUAAAAGCCGAAAGAUGAUCUAAUAUGACAAUGCAGAAUUAAUGAAUUAUUUAAUUAUGAGAAAUGAAGAUGAUGUUAUCUUCAAUAUUCAAGAUUUCAUAAAAAAUAGAAGUCAAAAUAUUUUUGAAUCACAAUAAAUAUUGAAGUGGCUCUUAGAAUAUGAUAAAUUGAAUCAAUCAAAUUAAGCACAGAAAUUAACAUUACAUUUUUUGUAUCAAGUUUCUCUCAAUAUAGAAGUAAAAUUUUACUUAAAAUCAGGUAAAAUAUAUAAAAUUAGCUGCAUCUCUAUUGAAGUAAAUAUGUUUAUAAGAUGAAGAUGCUUUGAUGUUAACUACUAAACUCAGUCAUAAAUCAACUAUGCGUUCAUACAAUUUGUACAAUUUAUUUUUAUUUUAGUGUUAAUGAAUUGUCAUGUGAAGAUUUUAUAGUAGAUCUUAUGGGUAGCUAACUUAACACUCUUGAACUUAUAUGUAAUAUUAUGGCUGAUGAAUAAUUCAUUCAUUUAAUGUUUAGUAGGCAUCCUUAUAUUUUGGAUUUUUUUAGAGCAAAGCUACAUGAUUUAAGGACUUCUUAAUUAGUCAUCCAUCUUUUGUAUGAUAUGGCCUAUUCAGAAAAACUCUGCCCUUUUAUCUCAAACCAAAAUUUGAUUUAAGAUUUAGUAAUACUCAUUCCCUCUUAAAAAAUACUAGAAACUUUAAUACUAAUUCAUUAAAACUCAUAUAAUUCUGAGAUAUUAGAAGAAUCAUAUCUUUUUAAUUAUUAUAUUGAGCUUCUUGAUUCUUAAUAGUAUUUAGGAGAAGUUUUAGUGUUAAUAAAUUAUUUUUUAGACUCAAAGAUUAAUAAUGUUAUUUUGAAUUAACUUUUAAUUAGAAAGAAACUUCUUUAAGACUUAUGUUACUAUUAAAAUUCUAAAAUUAAUUAAUUAGCAAUGAAUAUUAUAGAUAAAUACUUAUGA